Penicillium lagena is the source of this 813-nucleotide messenger RNA. RefSeq lists its product as uncharacterized. The coding region runs from base 1 to 813 and encodes 270 amino acids. Lineage: Eukaryota; Fungi; Ascomycota; Eurotiomycetes; Eurotiales; Aspergillaceae. The record is from RefSeq and is a predicted model, not a curated record. The transcript has a single exon.
AUGUCCACAUUUCUCCGUGUCCUCGCUGCAUCUACAGCGAUCGGUUCAACCUUCGGCUCAACUUUUCAUGUGUUUGAUAACACAGCCUAUGUCAAUACCUCCAUUGGCUACGGGAGCAACAAUAUCAAUUGGAUCCCCGCCUAUGUAUGCAAUCCUCUGACAACGGGAGGCGUCCUUCCCUCUGCCGACGAAUGGAAAAGCAUCGUGCAAGAAUGGAAUGUCUAUCCUUCCUAUCCGCUAGUGCUUGAUUGCGAAGAUCUUUAUUUUACUUCUGAGUCCACCGCAGAUCUAUAUCUUGAGGUCAUGUCCACUUUGCAAACCUGGGCUGCCGAUGUGAUCCCCGAGGGUCAGAUUAUCGGCUGGUACGGUCUGUCGGGCAACACGGUUUCUUCUCUUUACGACUACUAUCGCAGCCUGAUCGGAAACUAUAGCAACCAUGCAUUCUUUCCGUCGGCCUACACCUACAGUGACAGUUUAUCCAUAUGGAAUACCUCGCUCAGCUCAGUCAUCGAAGUUUCUAAUAUUAUCAAUGACUCCUUGCCGAUCUGGCCCUAUAUAUGGCCCCAGUAUCAUGGCAACUAUUCAUUUUUUCCUGAAAGCCUGUGGCAAAGUGAGUUGGAGGCCCUUGCAGAAAAUUCGAAUUUGGAUGGGUUUGUCAUUUGGGGUGGCAAGAAUCAUGCGGUAUGUAAUGAUGCUUGCCAGGCAAUUGCAGGACAGGAACCAUGGCUUAAUGUCACCCGAAACUUCUUGGACAAUCUGUAUGGAGUCUACGGAAGCGUGGCAGAGAAGUCGGGAGCACAGUUAUUUGACUGA